Messenger RNA from Ixodes scapularis (black-legged tick), 4069 nucleotides. Its product is annotated as rho GTPase-activating protein 100F-like. The record is from RefSeq and is a predicted model, not a curated record. Gene Ontology annotation, biological process: signal transduction. The transcript is spliced from 13 exons. NCBI's taxonomy places the organism in Eukaryota, Metazoa, Arthropoda, Arachnida, Ixodida, Ixodidae. The coding region runs from base 113 to 3412 and encodes 1099 amino acids. Gene Ontology annotation, molecular function: protein binding.
UGGAGAUCGGAGGGGUUUUCCGAACACCCGGGAGUCUAACGGAAGGAAGGAAGCGGGCCGGCGAGCGGACGACGUCAGUGUGAGCCUGACCUGAGGCCUCCCCGCCGCACACAUGAACCACCCGCCUGGACGCCCGCCGCCCCGCCUAGGAGAAAAGGUCAAGCAUAUCAUUGCCGCCAGGAUGCUCUGCUGCGGUCGCAAAAAGGAGAACCACGAGGGCGACCUGGUGGUGUGCGUGGAAGGCGGCAGCGAGACGUGGGGUCCUCGCGUGGGCGUCGGAGGGCGACCGCGGCUGGCACCGGGCGCCCCGGCGCCCGAGAUGGUGCUCCAGGGGGACUUCCGCAAGGUCAGCGGCAUCUCCAGCGACGUCUUCCGCCAGAUCGAAGCCGUCGAGCGGGAAUUCGACGCCACCACGGCCGCGCACCUCGAAGCCGUGCAGAAGCGGGGCGAGAUGGUCGUGCGCCUCCUGGACCCCAGAGCCCUGGGCCGCGCGGGCGCCCAGGCCGCCAGACGCUACGCACAGGGCGGAACGGCCUUCGUCGAGAUCGUCAAGCGUCCAGGACAGACCCUGGGCCUGUACAUCCGAGAGGGCGACGGCAUCCGGACGCAGGAAGGGGUCUUCAUCUCGAGGAUCGCCCUGGAGAGCGCCGUCUACCACUCCGGGCUGCUCCGCGUCGGAGACGAGAUCCUGGCCGUGAACCUCGUGGACGUCCGCAACAUGAGCCUGGACGACGUGGUCAUCAUCAUGUCUAUCCCGCGGAGACUCGUCCUGGCCGUGCGGUCCAAGGGCGCGGCACGGGGGCUGCCGCCGCUGCCACCGUCGGCGGAGAAGCAGCGUCCGCCCGUGGUCAUCGUCAAAAGGGGCGUGCAGGAGGCCGACGAGGAGCUGCAGUGGGCGGCCCAGGAGAAGCCCCGCUAUGCGAGCCCCGUACGCAGGCAGCCCGAGCCGUGCGGGCCACCGCACCGCUACCCGAGGACACUCGAAGGGCUCGCCGAACAAGUGCACGCCUUCCGGGGAAGCCCACGUCUCGAGAGCUCUUCUGAAGCACGGAACAGAUACUGGCAGGAGCACGACCGGGGCAUGACGGCGAGGCGGCUCCUCCGCACCGAGAGCGAGCAGCGGCUCAUGCAGCCGGACCUGCUGGGCGGAACCGGGCGGUACUACUCUCUGCGGCCCUCAGCGGGCUCCAUGCACCGCCAGAUGCACCCGCAGCAACCGGGAGGCAUCCUGCGUCGACGCUCCCUCAUGGAGAGCUGUUCCGACACGGAGGUGCAGUCCGGCCGGCGGCCCCUUCAGGGUCCCCUGAUGGGGCCCGGCACGCUGGGGCCCGGCGUGGGGCCCCCGGGGGGCCGCUCGCUGUCCGGCCGCUCCAACUCCCUGCCGCGGGGCGUGGCUCUCGGGGUGCUGGACCCCCGGAGGGGCUUCCGGCACGGGGUCCGCUUCGAGCGCGCCGCCUACGACUCCCAGGAGGACAGCGACGGGGCGCUCUCGGCACCCGAGCUCCCCGCCCAAGGGAGGCCCCGGAGACCCAAAGUUCGUCCGACGUCCGUGCCCGUUCCCGCUGCAGGGUCCCCGUGCGGCAGCGUCCUGACCGGGGGCCCACUGCCCGGCGUGUUCUCGUCGGCUGAGUACCGGGCCUGGAUGCGCCGAGCCCCGUCCACCUCGGCCCUGUACGAGCGCGUCGGGAGGCUCACGCCCCAGGGGGCCACGCUGGGCGGCACGGCCUCGCUGCCACGUCGCCCAUUGCCCAGGGUCGCCCACAGCGCCGAGAGCCUGCUCGACUCCCUCAGACAGGAGCAACACCAGCACCGGAUGGAGAUGCAGCAGCAGCAGCAGCACCACCACCGCGGCAUGAUGCCCAUGUCUGCGAGCGGCCUGCUGCCAGGGGCGGGAGGCUGGCACCCGGCUCUGGAGAUGGGCGCGGCCGCGACCCUGCGUCCCAUGGGCCGGUCGUCGUCGCUGCUUUUCCCGCGCCCGCUGCGGCUGCCGCACGCCCUUAGCCUCGACUACGUGUGCGCCGAGGACAGAGCCCUGUGUCUCAACCCUAGGGAGUUUCUCAAGUACAGGCCGGAGAAGGAGUCGGAGUCGGUGCUGGCGGGGGGCUUCAGCGGGCUGCUGUGGCUCCACCUGCUGGGCGCCCGGGGCCUCCGCGGCCAGGGCCCCAGGGACUUGUACUGCGUCAUCGAGACGGACCGGGCCCACAAGGCGCGCACCGUCGUCCGCUCGGGAGACCACAGCUUCGACUGGGACGAGGUGUUCGAGCUGGACCUGGUGGACAACCGCACGGUGGCGUUCCUGCUGUACAGCUGGGACCCCCAGUCUCGCCACAAGUUGUGCUACAAGGGCACGGUGCAGCUGCUGUCGGCGCUGCGCGAGGCGCCCGCACACAGCCUGGCCCUGCGGCUGGAGCCCCGCGGGGCGCUGUACCUCAAGCUCCGCUACAGGGACCCCCGCCACACCUUCCAGCGGAGCCCCAACUACGCCGGGGGCAUGUUCGGGGCGCCCCUCGACGCCCUCGUGGCCCGGGAGAAGGGCCCCGUGCCGCUCAUCGUGCAGCGAUGUGUGCAGCAGGUGGAGGCCCGCGGUCUGGACAUCGUGGGCAUCUACCGGCUGUGCGGCUCGGCCGUGCGCAAGCGGAUGCUGCGCGAGGCCAUUGAACGAAGCUGCGCCACGGGCGCCUGGAAGGUGGACCUGUCGGCCGAGCAGGUGCCGGACAUCAACGUGGUCACCAGUCUGCUGAAAGAUUACCUCCGCGAGCUCCCGGAGCCGCUGUUCACCAAGGGCCUGUUCGACAUGCUGGUGGACGGCCUGAGCGUGUGCCUGCCAGACGAUCCGGACGGCAAUGCCAAGCUUAUGCUUAGCAUCCUAGACUGCCUGCCCAAGGUUAAUCGGUGCACGGCGCUGUUCCUGCUGGACCACCUGAAGCUGGUGAGCAGCCGCAGUGACCGCAACAAGAUGGGUUCCCUCGCCCUUGCCCAAUGCUUCGGCCCCGUGGUGGUGUGCCACGCCGAGAGCGGCGCUCCAGUCGCCGACCUCCGGAGGCCCAUCGAGGUGUUCGCCUACCUGCUCGACAUCUGGCCACUCAACAGGGCCGCAUUCGUGAUGCCCAGCGCCUCGGACCUGAGCCAGGGCCUCGGUCCCGGGGCAUCGGCGGUGCCGGGAGGCGCCUCCAUGUCGCUGCUCUCUUCCGGGGCGGACAAGAUGGGCUCCGGGGCCUUGUCGUCCUCUCCGUCGGCAUCGUGCGUCGUGGGCACGGCUUCCGCGGGGACGGCGGUGUCCUCGGCGGCGCCGACGUCGACGCCUUCGACGGCAUCUUCGGUGGUCACGUCGGCCGCAUCGACCGUGGCAGAGCAGGGCGACUCCAAGCACUGGCCGAGCCAGAGAUCAUCACUGCCAGAAUCCGCCUGUUGACCCCGUGCUACUCCUUUCACCCCAGAAUGACAUCCUUCCCCUUCGCGUCCCGAUGAAUGCUCCCGUAGCCGGACAACCGCCGCCUAGACGUCGUUACUGUUACGCGCUGAAACGGACUUCACCUCCGCGGGUGAAGCAGAAGUGCUGCUUCCAGCGCUGACGUCUUUCUUGGCUGUCUGGUAACUUGGCGUCGACUCAGCACGAAGGAUUGUGCUCUUAGUGUACCCUUAAGCCGCAGUCAUACUGCUUGUACAUCAUGCAAAAUACACCUGCGGACACACCUCAAGCGUAUUCGAAGCGCCUUUGCUUCGUACACACGUGCGCUUCGACCGUGUCUACAGACAGCUUGUGUAUGGCCGAUGGCACGUCAAACGUGAAAGAAACCCGACUCAGACAACGCCUGCAAACUGUCUUUUGUGUGUUGUAUUCGCAGUGCGAGUGCUGCUCUAGACCACCAAAAUCACUCUUUCUUGUUGUAUAAUCUUACCGACAUGCAAAAGGUGUGGAUCCUGGUAGAAGUGCUCCGGGCCCAGAAGAGGCGGCACUUUUUUCCGGUUGUGUUGGACGCACGUUUGCUCACGCAGCAUCGUAAGGGAGCGGAUAUGCCCCACGGGACACACUCAUUCGUGUCAAUUGUGCAAGUUAAAAAAAAAAAAA